Molecule: messenger RNA, 361 nt
Organism: Drosophila simulans
Lineage: Eukaryota; Metazoa; Arthropoda; Insecta; Diptera; Drosophilidae
Exons: 2
Coding region: 123-320 (65 amino acids)
Source: RefSeq, a predicted model, not a curated record
AAUACGGUGACUUCGAUUGGAAGGAGUACCCCUACGUGACAGCUGUCACACGUGCCAGUGAUAAAAAAUCCCGCACACCUUCCAACGGAACGCGUUAGUGUGUCGUUUUUUCGUAGCAGGCUAUGUCGUUGGGCAACGCAGGGCGAAUUGCUGUCUGUUGGACUGUUCUGACCGUGGGUGGCGUCUACGCAUUUGUGCUGUCAAAGAGAUCCGUUGAGAACCGGCGUUACGAGAGCAUGCGAGUGCGUGAGCGCAUGAGGAAGGCAAACCAAGGGGAUUACGACUCAAGCGCAGCAUCGGACAGGCGAUUCGACUACUAAAGCGGCAGCACCCAGUACCCAGAACCCAUCAGUAACACACC